GCGGGUUUUGGGCUGGGCUUGAUUGUAAAAAAAGCAGUCCUUGUCCGGCCAGCGCUCGCGUUGCUGGGUCAAAACGAUCAUAACAACUCGGACGUUGUCGCUGCAUCGCACGGACGCGUGCGAAACUGACAGAGAAGCCCUGCAGCCGAAACCGCUGCACACACGCGGCGCAAGAACUCCGCACGCGACGAGGGAAGGGCUACGCAACGCAGCAAUGGAUGAGGCAAGAGACCCGCUGCCCGAGCUAUCCUUCCGCGGAUUAACAGAAGACGACCACGCCGUGAUCAAGGCGCUCCACGAGGACUGGUUCCCCGUGCGCUACUCGGCGGGGUUCUACGACGCGGCCGUGCGCGGGCGCAUGGUCGGCACGGGCGAGGCCAUCUUCCACCUCGUGGCCGAGGACGCGCGGACGCGCGAGAUGGUCGGGCUCGUCACCGCGCAGCUCACCGAUGCCAGGAGGUGCGGCGACGCGUUGUUUGAGCCGGCCCGUGAUUUUGAUUUAAACGAGUGCGAGCGCGUGGUGUACGUGCUGACGCUGGGGACCGUCGCGAAAUAUCGACGACGGGGCGUCUCCACGGAGUUAUUGAGGAGGUGCCUCGCGCGCGCGGAAGCGGAGCCGCGCUGCGGCUGCGUCUACCUCCACGUCAUCACGUAUAACGCGGCGGCCAUCGCCUUUUACGAGCGCGCCGGCUUCGAGCGGGUCCGGGAGAUCCCGAACUACUACCGGAUUGAGGGAGAGGACUACGCGUGCUAUGUCUACGCGCGCUUCCUCGACCGCGCGCGGCGGGCGCCCGGCGCGGCGCCGUCCCUCUGGCUCGCGUCGUCGCUCGCGGGCCUCGUGCCGGCGGCGUUCCGGAGCUGCUUCAAGCGGCGGCUCUGGUGAACUUUGUUCGGGCUUCUCUGUGUUUUUUGGUAAGUUUGUGCUAGC
Messenger RNA from Pelagomonas calceolata, 928 nucleotides. The record is from the annotation of a GenBank genome assembly. NCBI's taxonomy places the organism in Eukaryota, Pelagophyceae, Pelagomonadales, Pelagomonadaceae.